Esox lucius (northern pike) is the source of this 3451-nucleotide messenger RNA. Its product is annotated as kelch domain-containing protein 10-like. Gene Ontology annotation, biological process: positive regulation of stress-activated MAPK cascade. The transcript is spliced from 10 exons. NCBI's taxonomy places the organism in Eukaryota, Metazoa, Chordata, Actinopteri, Esociformes, Esocidae. The record is from RefSeq and is a predicted model, not a curated record. Bases 121 to 1374 code for a protein of 417 amino acids. Gene Ontology annotation, molecular function: protein binding.
UCAAGGUGACGUGGUUGGAUUAAUGUGUAGCUGGCAAGUUCCGAUGUUUUGGUCCCUUGCGUCGCGAUCUAUGGUCACUUGAUUCACUUUGUUUUAAAUUUUUGUUAUUAGCUUUUCGAAAUGUCUUCUGCUGAUUGUAGUCGCAGCUAUAAUCAGCUCAACAAAUUCGAGAAACUGUCGGGGAGGCCUCCCACCAGAGACUCAGGCUCUAAGAAGAGAAUUAGAUGGCUUCAGGCUCGGCGGAUCUUCUCCCCUUCGUGCCCCAACCUCCGCAUCCCCAAUAGGUUUCUGAGAGAAGGUGACUGUGCCCCCCCAGCCCGCAGUGGACACCGGUGUGUGGCAGACAGUGCCAACCUUUAUGUAUUUGGGGGGUAUAAUCCAGACUUUGAGGAGGCCGGGGGCUCUGAGAAUGAGGACUACCCUCUGUUCAGGGAGCUGUGGAGGUUCCACUUUGCCACGGCUACCUGGCAACAGGUCCCCACAGAGGGCUACAUGCCCACCGAGCUGGCCUCCAUGUCAGCUGUGUUACACGGCAACAAUCUGUUGGUGUUCGGGGGCACGGGGAUUCCUUUCGGAGAAAGCAACGGGAAUGACGUCCAUGUCUGCAAUGUUCACUACAAACGUUGGAAUCUGCUCAACUGCAGGGGGAAGAAGCCAAACCGUAUCUAUGGGCAGGCGAUGGUCAUCAUUAAUGGAUAUUUGUAUGUGUUUGGAGGGACUACUGGCUACGUUUACAGCACAGACCUGCACAGGCUGGACCUGACUACCAGGGAGUGGACCCACCUCAAGCCAAACAAUCCCCCCACAGACCUCCCAGAGGAGCGGUACAGACAUGAGCUGGCCCAUGAUGGACAGAGAAUCUACAUCCUAGGAGGUGGAACCUCCUGGACAUCAUAUCCUCUAGACAAGAUACAUGCCUACAACCUAGAGACUAACUCUUGGGAGGAGAUUCUUACAAAACCUCAUCCGAAAAUAGGGUAUCCUGCAGCACGGCGAUGUCACAGCUGUGUCCAGGUCAGGCAGGAGGUGUUUUUAUGUGGGGGUUACAACGGGGAGCUGAUCUUAGCUGACCUGUGGAAGAUCAACCUGCAGACCUUCCAGUGGACCAAGUUACCUGCUGUCAUGCCAGAACCGGUUUAUUUCCACUGUGCUGCAGUCACACCGGCCGGCUGUAUGUAUGUGCAUGGCGGGGUGGUGAAUAUGUCCGAUAACAGGAGGACGGGGUCUCUAUACAAGGUGUGGCUGGUGGUGCCCAGCCUGCUGGAGCUGACCUGGGAGAGGCUGCUGAAGGCCUUCCCUCAACUGUCCCAGCUCUCCCCACUACAGCUACUCAGCCUGGGCCUCACACACACCCUAAUCCAACGCCUCAAGUAGAUGCCAGGGACUCAGUGCCCCCUGCAGGACAGAGGUGAAUAGCCACAAAUGGUGGAUGGAACCCAGUUGAGUCCCUUUGCUGUCACCAGUGAGCAGAGAGACUGAGUAGCCAACAGAGAUGUUUGUACAGUGUCAACGCAGUGCACCCUCAACGACAGAAACACUGGAUGCCUUUUUUCAGGAGUUCUUUCCAAAGUGCAACAGUUUGAAAUGCCAGACGGAAUUUUACUUUUAAAUUGGUGUGUGUUAGUGCUACGUUCUGGUGUACUUCAAGAUGGGUUUGCGUUCAACUUUCAGGAGCCAUGGCUUGACCAGGCAACAGUGGUGAUGAGAUUUGGAGCGCACUGCUGUUUAUAUAUUUAUAUGUUUGCAGCUGACAACACUCAAACCAUUCACUUCAGUAGUGUUUCAGAGCCCUCAAACACCACUUGUUUCCUUCACUUUGCCCAGUUCUCUCUCUGUCACACACACACACACACACAGUUGCUGGAGACCGACUGACAUGAUGUCUUGUGGUUGUAUCUCUGUCUACUGUGACUCACUAGGCUGCCAGUAGGACUGCCUUAAUAAGGCUCAUUUAGCAGGCUGGUGGGGCAAGGCACUCAUUUAGGCCAGACAGGAAACAUUUUGUUCUGCAAUGGUAACCUCUUCAGCCAGUUUGACAAGUGAGCCUUCAAUGACCUCACUGUGAUUCUCUAGUGCCUCACACACACACACACACAGCUGUUUGGAACUACUGUAGCUCAAAAGAUAAACCAAGAACAGGCCAUUUCUUUAAUUCAGUGCCUUUUUUAUUGAUCAAAUGUCACAAAUUGCAUUAUGUUGACUUAUCUGCUUUUUACCAAGCUUUUAAAUUCUGCCCCUGAACUGAAGUAGAAUUUUUAACUUCACUCCUACUCACAGCAAAGGAACACUAGCGUUCAAAGACGUUCUUUACUGUUUGAAAUGUUUUUGGACUUGAAUCCGGAUUUAAAAAUGUUGUUUAAUCACAGUCAACACCAUAACCAAUAUCAUACAUAAAAAUAAUAAAAACAAACCAGAUUAAUGCCUAAAAACAAGUCCUGUCAAACAGAUAAUUAUUUAUGUCCUUUAACCAAGCUUUUAAUGUGCCCAUGAACUGAAGUAGCAUUUUAACCUUUCUCCUAGUUACAGCAAAUAUGGACAUGUUGUUAUAGCCCUCUACCUGUUUCAUUGUUCCCAAUGCCUUUCCAAUCAUAUCCACUGACUAGCUUAUUUGAGGUUAUUCUUCUUCUGUCCACAGACUCGUGGUCCAUCUAUUCUAUUAUGGUCUCUUUGUUUCAGGGGCUGAGAAUUUAUAUUUAAGUAAUUUAGUAGACGCUCUUAUCCACAGUGAGGAUAUAGAUUUUCAUACUGGCCCCUUGUGGAAAUCAAAACCACAAUUCUGAGGUAUCAUGCACCCUGCAUUUACCAAGCGAACUACACAGGACCAAGUCUACCACACAGUGGAGCCUUUUGGAUUUGGUUGGAUUUAUUUUUUUCUCAUUUGAGUGCAAUUAUGUUCUUUAAUUAUGUUAACCAGUGUCUUCAGGUCAUUUUCAAAUUAAACCAAACUGGAGAUAUUUGGUACAAAAAAACAAUGAAACACAACUGCCUUUCACUUUUCAACUAUGUUGAGUUCACUGUUUUUAUCUUCCACCCUCGUCUUGUCGGAUUGAAUGUAACACGUUGUCGCUUUUAUUCACGCACUGCGAUCCUCGGACAUGGCCUUUAGAAAUGACAACGCCUUUAACCUUCUUUCAGAUCCAAUCCAGGCCUAGGUUUACGUUCUGAACUGUUGGUUCCACCCACCCAACUCUUAUGGUUACGAGAGGUGUCAAGAUGUAGUGGCGUGAGGUAGAUUCUUUUUUUUUAACUGAAAAUGGUGUCUUUGCUAUAACUGUAUUUUUUUCUUUAGAAACUCGAGAUGCUGCAUCCAGAAUUUGUUGUCUUUGGAAAUGUAAUGAAGUGAUGGAUUUUCUAACUAUUUGCAUGAAGUCACUUUAGACAUGCUGUACUGAAUGUGGAUAGAGCGGCUGAACCAGACUGCACCAAUAAAGGAAAUCACAGUAGGUCAUAA